Brienomyrus brachyistius is the source of this 18607-nucleotide messenger RNA. It is a transcript of the gene abca12, whose product is annotated as ATP-binding cassette, sub-family A (ABC1), member 12. NCBI's taxonomy places the organism in Eukaryota, Metazoa, Chordata, Actinopteri, Osteoglossiformes, Mormyridae. The transcript has 71 exons. The coding region runs from base 268 to 17292 and encodes 5674 amino acids. Gene Ontology annotation, biological process: lipid transport; transmembrane transport. The record is from RefSeq and is a predicted model, not a curated record. Gene Ontology annotation, molecular function: lipid carrier activity; ABC-type transporter activity; ATP hydrolysis activity. Gene Ontology annotation, cellular component: membrane; intracellular membrane-bounded organelle.
GACAAACGCUCAAACACACAGAUACCCACACCCCUUCUAACUAGCAUAACAGAGGCGGCAGUACUGUCGCUAUAACACAUUUUGCAAUAUUUCUUGAGAGCUGUGUGGCGUUCAUUAUAUUUCUGUUUUUCUUUCGUUUUGGAAACUUUAUUAAAAGAAAAUUCUACUUCGUGAUACGUCAAGACAUGCAGUCGUCGGACUCAACAGACCUCGUUGGGUGUCGCUGACCAUUUCUCUCAAGGAAGUAAACUCGCUGCCCGUCCUCAAAUGGCCAGAUUUUUUCAGCAACUGCGACUUCUGCUUUGGAAAAACGCCUUGAGCGUUUAUAGGCAGCCUGUCUGGUCUCUGGCUUUGAUAAUAUGGCCCCUUAUAAUCUUCAUUAUCUUGGCCAUAACCCGAUCCAAAUUCCCUCCAGUAUUGAAAAACGCAUGCUAUGUGGCCCCCCGGAACCUUCCCAGUGCGGGAUUCUUCCCCUUUCUGCAGACUCUGCUGUGCAGCACCGAUAGUGUGUGCGCCAACAAAUCCUAUGAACCAGUGAGUCCGAUGAACCGCAUGUUUGGAAAUUCUGAGGCUUCUUUGAGGGAUUCACUUCUGCCAUUCAGGUCCCUGCACCUGGACAGUUCUCAGAAAGGAGGUCUAGUUCGUUCUGCCCUGAAAGAAUUCUCUGACAAGUCACAGAUUGUGAACAUAUGGGAUAACAUCAUAAAUUCCAGCCAGGAAGAUCCAUUAAAUUUCACGUGGACAAUCAUGAAUGUCAUUAACAACACCGUUUUGACAAAUCAGGAGGUGCUAAUGAAGGACUCUGUCAACAUCCUAAAGAAAUCUCUUUGUACUGUAGUCCUGUCUACCCUCAAUUCAUCAUACCAAAGUUCUUCGGAUCCCUUCUCCUUUGCUUUGAUAUCCUUCUGUAAUUCCAGUGACACACUUCUGGAAGCAUUCCUGCAAACUCUGAACCAGGUGGCAGCCAAUCUGCUCCUCACCAAACCUAUGUUGCUGCUGGAGGCCAUUGGUGGGGGAGUACUGGCAUUUGAACAAAUCCAGUCAGACAGUUUAAUCUGGGAUGCCCUUCUGGGCCUGCCUGAGCUUUUCAUUCCUUCCAGUGCAGAAGACAAACUGCAGGAGGUGACCAUGCUGCUGAGCAGCAUUAAGAGGACUGCAAACACCAUCCAAGGAAACAUCCCCCAAAUUAACAUUCCUGUUUCCAUGAUGAACAUGUCCAUAGAUGCUGUUACCAACAUCUUACAGUACAUCCAGAAUUGGUCUAGCAAAGGUGCUGAUGUACCCCUUAGUGAUGGCUUCAGCAUGGUCAAUACGGAAAGUGCUCUAAUCCAAAAGCUGCUGCAUCCGUGGAACAGUGAAGCAGCUUCUACUGACAUAACAUUUACCACAGAGCUGUUAAACAACCUGCUGCAGAUCUACAGCUGGAGUGUUCAGAAUUCCACCGUAAAUCCAGAGAGCAGCAGUCAGCUUUAUGGGGGCCAGGAGGAGAAAAAGCUUCUUGGCUUGAUAUCAACACUGAAAAUGCUGGAGGGGCUCCCAGGCUUGUCGUCUUUGAACACCUUCCUCACAGGCAGUCACAUCUCUAUGGAUUUGGCCAUACAAAUUUUGGACACCCUGAGAGAGCAAAUGGAUUUCCUGGUGAGUGAGGCCCGUGGCAUUCAGCAGGUGUUUGGGCCUGUCCUGCCGAAUGAGUUCCAGGGAAAUACUUGGCUGUCGGGACUCCCAAAGGCCAUAGUGAAGACCAUUGAGAAGGGAUCCCUAAAUUGUAGUGAUCUCAUCAAUCAGUGGUCCUCACAGUCCAGUCUGCCUUCAGGGGAUCCCCUCAUGUGGGAGUUAGUCUUUUGCAACAGGUCCUACCUGCCAAAUACUCUGCUUGCCCAGUGGAUGCCAGUGGUGGAGAAAGGAACCAGGUUUUUGGAAUUGUUCCAGACCCCUGAGGAGAAUGUCAUCAAUGUCACAACCAUCCUGUCAGACUGGAAAAAUCUCAACAGCAGCUAUGAGCAAUUUUCUGCAUCUUUGAAUCAACUGUACGAUGCAAUGAAUGAGCACAACUGGGCAUCCUGGAUUCAAGGGAACAACACAGUAAACUGGCUGACAAUGUUCUUAAGGAGCACCAAUACUUUUGAGAUGGUGGGAUCUGAGUUGCAGAAAAACCCCACAUGGUCAGUGGAGACAUACGUCUACAUUGUCCAUUGGAUUAUGACUUUCCAACCCAAUAUUACUGCACCUCCAAAUUGCACUGUUGAGAGAACUACUGGUGUCCCCGUCUGCCAAAGCAAUUUUACUUGGGAGGAGGUUCUUCCACUAACUUCGUCUCUGAUGGAGCUCUACAGUAACCCUGAAGCACUUUUGAGAUUUGUGCAGGGUUCUGUGGCAUUCCUUGAUGCAGUCUAUGGAGAUUUUGCUAUGCAGUCCUUGGAACAACUUUCUAGCAAUAUGUCUCCUGAAAGCCCCCUGCAAAGUCUGAUCAAGUUACUUGAUCUCUACUUGAAAAUAUUAUCAGACAUCCCCUCUAUAAAGCAACUGGACAGCCAACCAUCCCUGUCCAUCCUAGAGAAGGUUCUGGAUACCUUGUGUUUGAAGCCCCUCAGUUUAAUUUGGACACAAAGUUUUGACAAUACCUCCUUCUUCAUGAACAAUGUUGUACAGGCUUUUAUGAACAACAGCUACAUGUUUUCCCCAUUUUUUCAAAAUCUGAAUCAGGUCAGUGCAUCUUUUAUGGAACUAGAUAAUCUGAUUGUUCAGUGGUUAAAUGUAGAUGGUAAUCUUUCUCGUCCCUUGUCCUUUAGUAUUAGCAACGCUCUUCUUAACCACUCUGCUUUACUGAAUGCUUCUCAUAUAUCCUACCUACAACAGAUUCUCAAGCAUUUAAACAAUGAUAAUGAAAGGGAUGUACUUGAGCUUGUUAUCAAAGCCACAGAGGUGCUGAAUCAGGCAACUGAGACCUCACAUAAUGCUUCAUCCUUGAUACUGGCAUACCUGUGGCAGGUUCAGAAUUUCUUAGCCUCUUCUCUGCAGGUAAACGGCAAUGAGUCAUUUUUCAUGCUUGAUGUGCUAAAGAACAUUUCACAAAUGUUAGACCUUCAUCCAGCUGCCCUGGAGAUCUGUCAGUUAAAUUCCACAGCAUUCCUUCAGGAUCUACACCAAAUUGGAAACGUCAGUAUCCUGGAUGCCGUUCUCUGGCAAGUGAUGGCAUUAUUACCAGAAGAGUUUCGCUACAGCAACGGAGAACUGAUAAAUCGUACCCAUAGCCUACUCAGAGGACUAACAUUAUGCAAAACCAGCAGCCAAGACUGUGCAGCUGAUGUCAGCAAAGUUUUCCUGUUCUUGGAGCAGGCUGCUGAAAUGCUGCAACAAAGUAAUAACAUCACCAAUGGACUGAUGACUGUCAAUACCAACCUUACAUUUGGAAGAAACCUAACUUUCCCUCUAGUUGUGGACCUUCUUGCACUCCUUUCUCCAUUGAUCAAUAGCACCAAUGUGUCCUUGACUUCAGAAGCUAUACAGAGGGUCCUGUACUUCCUCAAUGAAAUUCCACCCACACUCAACAUCAGUCUGUCCUCCCUGCAGUAUGGUCUUCAGAUGUCCAAUUUAAGCCUGGACGACCUAGUCUUUGUUGCAAAGUUAGCAGGAUCCUCUACUGCUCAGAUGGUGUUAACAAAUCUAAGUAGUGCAAUUGAUGCUCAGGGUUGUUUCAGCCUAAAUAAUUCAACAUUGCAGCUAGUGAACUCGACUGAGCCCCAUUGUUUGUUCAAGCUGAUUAAGGAGGCAACAUGUUUUUUUCAAGACAUACCCCUUAAUGAGGACAUGAAGAGGCUAUGUAUGGAAAUGAAUAACCUUACACAAUUUUGGCAAAAACAGCAUGGAGGAAGCUGUAAUAUGACCCAUUUUACCUAUUAUGAUCACCUUAUGUCUUCUUCCAGUGACCUGUCAGUUAUUCUGGACAAGAUCCAUGAGAAUUUGCAGAAUUAUAGCUUGGAGUCCUGGAACGAAGUCACAACUGCUAUCCAUGUUCUUAAAAAUAUCAUCCAGUCAUUUGUUAAUGGGACACAUCCUUUCCCCUCCAUCAACUCUACUCUUCCUAACCAGCCAGAGUAUGUUCCAGAAGUGUAUAUGGACAUUGCAUUGUGGUACCUGAGGAAGCUUGAGAAUAUUACUUAUACCGGAGAUGUUUCUGGCCUUCUUUACCCCUUAUUCAGAAUGACGGAAAUGCAGUUGGCUACCUCCCUUGCAGAAUCACAGUUCAUGACAUCUAUUGUGCAUGGAGCCGUAAAUUUGACCCAGUCCAUACAUAUUCCCUUAAGCGAGUCAGACUUACGAGACAUUAAGAAUUAUGUCAUUUCUGUUCUCUAUGAAGAGCUAAAGGUAACAAAAUAUGUGGCUGAACUGCACAUGAAUUUCUCCUUGGCCAUGGGAUAUAAUACAUCAGAUGUCAAUUUACAGAUGUUUGAGACCCAGAUAGAGAAGUAUCUUCAUAUCACAGAGGAUUUUCUGAAGGAUCCCCACCUGAUAUCCAUUAUGGCUGAAAUCCUCCAACAGAAUGCAAGCUCUCCUGACCUUAUGAACAUGGACAGUAUUUGGCUUUAUGACAUAGCACAUCUUUUACCAGAAUCCCAAUUUCAUUAUCUUUCAAUAGUUGGACAAGUAUCCCAGGCCCUUAAACAUGCACUUUUAAUAGCUACUCAAGAAGAUGGGGUCCAGAAUGUGAACUUCACUACAGCCUUAAUGGAGGCAUUUAGCAUUGUCAUAGGGAACCUGAGCACAGACCAAUGGCCUCUCCCAGACAUCGUGACCAGUGAUGCCAUAGAUGUUAUAUAUGAGGCCCUGCAACUUGUGUUGCAUCCUAACAUGAGCUAUACAGAGAAACUGAACCUCACCUUGGACAUCCUUUUGAAGGGGGAAAGCCUGAUCAAGGUGAUUGCCCCCAAUGAGUCCUUGCCAAUACUCCUGCCGAUGACACAGGCCCUUAUCAACUACAUGGAGACCAUCAUUCAGCUUGGUGGACAAGACAAUUGGAAUCAGAUAUUUGUCCAAGGUUCUGUGGCAUUCCUUGACGCAAUCUAUGCAGCUUUUGCUAUGCAGUCCAUGGGACAACUUCCUUAUAAUAUGUCUCCUGAGAGCCUCCUGCAAACUCUUGUCACGUCACUGGAGCGGAACAAGACAAUAUUAUUAGACAUCCUCUCUAUAGAGCAACUGGACAGCCAACCAUCCCUGUCCAUCCUAGAGAAGGUUCUGGAUACCUUGUGUUUGAAGCCCCUCAGUUUAAUUUGGACACAAAGUUUUGACAAUACCUCCUUCUUCAUGAACAAUGUUGUACAGGCUUUUAUGAACAACAGCUACAUGUUUUCCCCAUUUUUUCAAAAUCUGAAUCAGACCAGUGCAUCUUUUAUGGAACUAGAUAAUCUGAUUGUUCAGUGGUUAAAUGUAGAUGGUAAUCUUUCUCGUCCCUUGUCCUUUAGUAUUAGCAACGCUCUUCUUAACCACUCUGCUUUACUGAAUGCUUCUCAUAUAUCCUACCUACAACACAUUCUCGAGCAUUUAAACAAUGAUAAUGAAAGGGAUGUACUCGAGCUUGUUAUCAAAGCCACAGAGGUGCUGAAUCAGGCAACUGAGACCUCACAUAAUGCUUCAUCCUUGAUACUGGCAUACCUGUGGCAGGUUCAGAAUUUCUUAGCCUCUUCUCUGCAGGUAAACGGCAAUGAGUCAUUUUUCAUGCUUGAUGUGCUAAAGAACAUUUCACAAAUGUUAGACCUUCAUCCAGCUGCCCUGGAGAUCUGUCAGUUAAAUUCCUUGGCAUUCCUUCAGGAUCUACAUCAAAUUGGAAACGUCAGUAUCCUGGAUGCUGUUCUCUGGCAAGUGAUAGCAUUAUUACCAGAAGAGUUUCGCUACAGCAACGAAGAACUGAUAAAUCGUACCCAUAGCCUACUCAGAGGACUAACAUUAUGCAAAACCAGCAGCCAAGACUGUGCAGCUGAUGUCAGCAAAGUUUUCCUGUUCUUGGAGCAGGCUGCUGAAAUGCUGCAACAAAGUAAUAACAUCACCAAUGGACUGAUGACUGUCAAUACCAACCUUACAUUUGGAAGAAACCUAACUUUCCCUCUAGUUGUGGACCUUCUUGCACUCCUUUCUCCAUUGAUCAAUAGCACCAAUGUGUCCUUGACUUCAGAAGCUAUACAGAGGGUCCUGUACUUCCUCAAUGAAAUUCCACCCACACUCAACAUCAGUCUGUCCUCCCUGCAGUAUGGUCUUCAGAUGUCCAAUUUAAGCCUGGACGACCUAGUCUUUGUUGCAAAGUUAGCAGGAUCCUCUACUGCUCAGAUGGUGUUAACAAAUCUAAGUAGUGCAAUUGAUGCUCAGGGUUGUUUCAGCCUAAAUAAUUCAACAUUGCAGCUAGUGAACUCGACUGAGCCCCAUUGUUUGUUCAAGCUGAUUAAGGAGGCAACAUGUUUUUUUCAAGGCAUACCCCUUAAUGAGGACAUGAAGAGGCUAUGUAUGGAAAUGAAUAACCUUACACAAUUUUGGCAAAAACAGCAUGGAGGAAGCUGUAAUAUGACCCAUUUUACCUAUUAUGAUCACCUUAUGUCUUCUUCCAGUGACCUGUCAGUUAUUCUGGACAAGAUCCAUGAGAAUUUGCAGAAUUAUAGCUUGGAGUCCUGGAACGAAGUCACAACUGCUAUCCAUGUUCUUAAAAAUAUCAUCCAGUCAUUUUUUAAUGGGACACAUCCUUUCCCCUCCAUCAACUCUACUCUUCCUAACCAGCCAGAGUAUGUUCCAGAAGUGUAUAUGGACAUUGCAUUGUGGUACCUGAGGAAGCUUGAGAAUAUUACUUAUACCGGAGAUGUUUCUGGCCUUCUUUACCCCUUAUUCAGAAUGACGGAAAUGCAGUUGGCUACCUCCCUUGCAGAAUCACAGUUCAUGACAUCUAUUGUGCAUGGAGCCGUAAAUUUGACCCAGUCCAUACAUAUUCCCUUAAGCGAGUCAGACUUACGAGACAUUGAGAAUUAUGUCAUUUCUGUUCUCUAUGAAGAGCUAAAGGUAACAAAAUAUGUGGCUGAACUGCACAUGAAUUUCUCCUUGGCCAUGGGAUAUAAUACAUCAGAUGUCAAUUUACAGAUGUUUGAGACCCAGAUAGAGAAGUAUCUUCAUAUCACAGAGGAUUUUCUGAAGGAUCCCCACCUGAUAUCCAUUAUGGCUGAAAUCCUCCAACAGAAUGCAAGCUCUCCUGACCUUAUGAACAUGGACAGUAUUUGGCUUUAUGACAUAGCACAUCUUUUACCAGAAUCCCAAUUUCAUUAUCUUUCAAUAGUUGGACAAGUAUCCCAGGCCCUUAAACAUGUACUUUUAAUAGCUACUCAAGAAGAUGGGGUCCAGAAUGUGAACUUCACUAGAGCCUUAAUGGAGGCAUUUAGCAUUGUCAUAGGGAACCUGAGCACAGACCAAUGGCCUCUCCCAGACAUCGUGACCAGUGAUGCCAUAGAUGUUAUAUAUGAGGCCCUGCAACUUGUGUUGCAUCCUAACAUGAGCUAUACAGAGAAACUGAACCUCACCUUGGACAUCCUUUUGAAGGGGGAAAGCCUGAUCAAGGUGAUUGCCCCCAAUGAGUCCCUGCCAAUACUCCUGCCGAUGACACAGGCCCUUAUCACCUACAUGGAGACCAUCAUUCAGCUUGGUGGACAAGACAAUUGGAAUCAGAUCAUCACUGAUCAACUGCAACAAUUCUUACCUCUGAAUACCACCUCUGGUGAUAUGACAGAGAUCAUCAGGGGAAUCCUAGACCCCAGUCAAGGUUCCUUAGAUGAAAUUCUGCAAGCCGUCGAUAUGAAUAACCUUUCUGAAAUAUAUUACAAGGUUCAGGAAAUUGGGGCUGUCCUAUUCCCUGGUAGACAGGUUUUGGCCCUGUCAGAGUCCAUGCCAGCCCUACUGCAGAUCAUAAUUGGACAGGCAGACAACUCUACUUGGGAAUGGGUUGAGAAGAUGUUGGAAGCCCUUUUCAGCAGUGAGUUUUCAGCUUUGGAGAAUACAACAUCAAAUGGUCUAAUUCUAAGGGAACUUGUCGUAGCUAUUGCUCAUGACAUCAGAACAGAGACAGACCUUGUCUACAGGCUUGGUGAACUGUUGGCUAAUUUGACGUCUGUCCAUACAACAAACUCAAGUAUCUUUGAGGCUGUCCUGAGUACAGUUGAACUGGUACAACAGGCUGCAAAGGAUGGUCUGGUUGUUGAAUGUGCAGAUGUCUUGAAGAUGUGGGAAAUGGCCCUACAGAAAGAAGAGAUAAGUGAACCUAAUCUAGUUAAGUGGUGUAACACCAGCCUGGUCCCACUUAUUGAUAGUUACAUGUCCAAUGGUUCACUGUUUGCGCACCUGAAUAUCACAAAAGCCACAAUGGCAGUGGAUUCUCUGAACAUUACUGCUGCAGAUAUGUUGACCGAACUACAUUCUCUUUACUUCGCCAUACUAAACCACUCUGACAUAAUCAUCCAGCUCCUUGAAAACCUUAGUCAACCCCCCACAUGGCCUGUAGUAUCAAACAUUACUGGAGGGAAUGUUUCCAUGGAACCAUUCUAUAUGAGCAAUCUACUAAUGCCCAGUUUUAUCAAGCCCCUUUUGGACCAAGCUGCAGAAGAAGCCCCAUGGAUGCAACAGUAUUUGCUGGCACUGGAAAUGACAUUGAACUAUACCCUCCAGCAUGCUCUCCGAUCUAUGAAUGUGACAGUAACUCCAGAUCUAAUUAAAGGUGUUCUUCAAAUAUUCAUGAUUGGAAAUAACUGGACCAAGGAUUCCAUUAUCUCCUUUCUGCAUAUAGCUACAAGUGAAAAUAAUUCUUUGGCUGACAGACUCUCACUCUGCCUCCAGAUGAUUGAGGAUUGGCCUAUGAUAAAUAACCUUACAAAGCCGUAUCUGACUGCAGAGGAAUCUAGGCUGCUUUUUGAGAAGAUGUUGAAUUUAACUGCUUGGUGGAGAUUCUCAAAAACCACUGGAAUGGAAUUUGUGUCAGAUGCGUUAAUGAAAAUAUUUGACAUAGUCAAGCUUUCCAUCACAAUUGAAAGAAAUGUCACUCUGCCAAGUUACUUUGACAUAUAUGUUAAAUUAAUUGACAAUGUCCUCAACAUGAUGAAGCAGUUAAAUUGCCAUGGACCAUGCAAAUCUCAUCCUUUUACCUAUAUUAUCUCCUUCCUUGAAGACCUUGAAGGACAACUUGCAAGUGGACAGACCUUGAGUGAUCUUCUUCCUCAUGCUCAAGUUUUCAGAAAAAGGUCAAAACGUGAUGUUGAGACAGUGUUUCCUGAAGACAUUUUAGGCCUUGCUGACGUAGACUACAAUAACUUACUGAAAGUAUUUUCUAACUUUCCCCGUACUUCAGACAUUAUGCAAACUAUUCAUAUGUUCUUUACAAACUCAGAUUUAGCAGUUAUUUUGAAAGGUGUUUCCAGAGAGAUGACUGGAGAUUCUAGCUUUGAACCGGCAAUCAACAGGGCCCUUGACAUGCUAUCAUCCGUCACAGCUCCAGGAAACUGGGAAAACUAUGCAGAAAUGUUAACGCAAAUUUCCCAACAAGAAAAUAUGGGAAACCUCCUGGACAUGUUUUUGAAAUUAUCUCUGCAAUCAUCUUUUGAAAUAGCCCAAAAUAGUGAUAACAUCAGUUCUGAAAUGUCAGCAGUUAUAAAGGGGUUAAUAGUCUCUUCUGCAUGGCAUGAGCCUCAGAAGAACCUGACUACCUUCCUUGUCUUAUUGGAUCAGACUGUAGCUGCUUUUGCAUCCUUCAUGUCUGCGGAGCAACUGGUGUAUUUCAACUUCUCAACACAGUUAACUAAAGCCUCAACAGUACUUGCCUAUAAUCCCAGAAAUGUGGAAAAAGUUAUUCAGUCUGCCAGCAUAAUCUCUGGCUCUUUCAGCCAACUACCAACCUACCCCAAUGAGGCCCAUAUUUUGAGCGGACAGUCUGCUCAGGAUAUAUAUAGGUUAAUUCUAAACAGCAUUCUUGUUACUCAGAUUUUGGAGAAUCUUACCAUUUCCAACUAUGCUCUGGGAAGCAUGUCUGAAAGAGAACAUUUGGUAAACGAGGUGUUUAAUCAGGUGGUAUCAACUUUUCCAGGGGACCAGAGGAAGUACAUCCUGGAUCUAAAUCCAGUAGUGUUGUCUGCCCUUAAUAAUAUUUCCAACACUUCUGAAAUUCCGCAUUUGUUUGUCAACAUCUCUACAGAAGUAACUGCCUCCCUCCUUACCAUACUGAAUCUGACUCAACCUGCUAAACCUGAAUCUUUGCAUGGUGGCCUUGCUAGUACAUUGUUUGCUAUAUCUGAACUGGUGUCAAGCACUCUUUGGAAUGGCUUAAGGACAGAUUCAUCUUUGAUCCAUCUAUAUGAUGCAUUUCAGUCUUUAAACAGUAUGGCCACCUCAUUGACCUCUGUACUUCCACCACAUGCUAGUCAAUACAUUACAGAAUCUCUACAUGUUUUGGAGACUGAAGCAAUCAUUUUAAAUAAUACUGACAUGGCUGGUCGAAAACAAGGCUUUUUUUCAGCUAUAAUGCCCUCAGUUGAAGCCCUUUUGGUUGGACUACCGUACCCUGUCUCGUCAAUUCCUGGCAUUAACCUCAGUGAUCAAGCGUACAUUUUUAAGAUGAUUCUGCAGCUUUUCUCCUUAGACCAAGGCUCCUUUGGCCUGAAUGACACACACUGGAUUGAAGAGAAUUUACAUAUCUUAAACUCCACUGAAGACCAAAUUGUAAACCACCUGCUAAAUCCUGUUCUCGAAACCAUAUCUACUGAAUUCAGAGAAGCUCUGACACUCAUUCUUCAAAUGGAACAGAUGAUCCCUGGAAUCAGUUGGACAAAUGAAAAUUUUGCUCUUCAACUAGACUACAUACUGGCUAAGGUGUGUGAUUUGGAACAGUUGGGCUUAGUCCAGAAGUUGCUCCAGCACUUGUCGAUCACGCCUGGAAUACUAUGUAAAAUUGGUGCCACUGCUAGCAAUGCCCUCCAGAUGGUCAGGAAGGGCCUGGUGGAAUAUAAUGCUUCCUUCUCUGACUUAAUGUUUGAGACAUUCAUUGGAGAUCCUAACAAAUACCAAAUUAGCAGUAACUGGAUAUCAUAUCUCUCUCAAAGUCUGGGCUUCGAUGUGAGCAGUCUGAGUUUAGACAAUGUGACUGUCACCCCGCAAGCUCCAGUCAAACUGUCCACGUUCUUCAAAAAUAAAACUGCUUUUUCCACGGAGCUACAAAGUUUGACCAGUAUUUCUCCAGAAAUCAUAGAUCUUAUGAUGAACUCAGUGGUACCCAACAACAGCUUACAGGUUCUGAGUUGGCUAACUAACAUGCACUACUGCAGAGACCCAUCAGUUCUGGCGCUCAACCAGAAGGAACUCCCAAUUUUCCACGCGUUAUGUUUGUUAACCCCCCAUGAGUGGUACAACUUUGCAGUUGUGGGAACCCGCUACAUCAGUCUUGAGAACAUUCUGUUUGAGUUCAUGCUACAGAGCCCAUUAAGCUUUCUACUAGCACUACUGAAUUCCUUGAUGCACAUGCUGAGCAAGCUGCUGCCUACUAUUGACAGUCUUGUACAGAAUCUGUUGUCUGUUCGAAACCUCAAUCUUAUGGCUAACUCUGAAUUUCGUGACUUGGUCAUCGGCACACGGGCCAGCAUCUCCAGCCAGGCCACCUUCACCACUCUCUCCAAUGCCUUGUGCACCAAUGGCAUAUUGUCUCUUUUUGGCAUCUCCAACCUGCCCAUUAGCUCCGGCUCAGGUCCCUCCACUCAGGGAGACACCGAAGUUGAGCAGCUCAUCAACAAGUUUAACAUCCCACGUGAUGCCACUCCAUUUUGCAAGAACUUAUUUCUGGACAUGGUGAACACCACAGGGGGGGCUGUGGCUUGGGCCUUCCUCAAGCCCAUGCUUCUGGGACAGGUCCUCUACACCCCUGAUAUACCCCUGACUAGGCAGAUCAUGCAGGAGGCAAAUACCACAUUGCAGCAAUUUGCAGAUUUAAAGUUAUUUUCUCAAGAGUGGCUUGACUCUUCUUCCUAUGUCAUGAAUUCCGCAAAAGUUCUUCAAAAAAAUCUGCCUGUGCUACAGAAUUCCCUCAAUAAUCCUUUUGUCCAAAGAUUCAUUCAGUUUGAGACAAACAUUGACGUCAAUCAGAUGAAGGACAUAUUUAACAAAUUUUCUAACAUCACAGCUCUUCUAAUUCAGAACAAAGCAAUCAUUCAGCAGAUCUCCACCUUAUCAUCAUUAAUGCUGAAUGUCUCCUCCUGCGUGAGGUUUGACCGCUUUCAAGGUUUCAACUCUAGUGAAGAGCUUGACGCACUUGCUGGGAAUCUGACUCAAACCCGUGACCUCUAUGCCAGUAUCAUAUUCAAUUUGCCGAAUGUCACUGCUUCUCCCUCUCGGAAAAAACGGGAUUCCUCCAGCAAUCCCCUUCCCCCCAGAGUGAAAUACACAAUAAGAAUGCCUAUUGACAAUGUCAUGCGCACGGACCGUACCCGCAAUACCUACUGGGUGAAAAGCCCAUACAUCUCGCCAAACCAGAACCAGCUCUACAACAGGGGCUUUGUGUACCUUCAGGAGACCAUAGAGCGCGCAAUCAUUGCGAUGCAAACAGGAACCCAAGUGGAAGAACCCGCAGUGCAGCUACAGGCCUUCCCCUAUCCCUGCUACAUCAAGGACCAGUACCUCAACAGCAUGGCUUUUGCCUUUCCACUGGUCCUCAUGAUUGCUUGGGUCCUCUUUGUCGCCAAUUUUGUCAAGAGGCUGGUUCAUGAGAGGGAACUCCAGCUGCAUGAGUACAUGAAGAUGAUGGGCGUUAACCCAAUCAGCCACUUCUUUGCCUGGUUUUUGGAGAGCGCAGUCUUCUUGCUAGUGACCAUCAUCAUCCUAACCAUCAUCCUGAAGUGUGGGCAGGUGCUGCCCAACAGUGAUGGCUUUUUAUUGUUUCUCUAUCUCUGUGAUUAUGGCCUCGCUAUACUGGCCAUCAGCUAUCUUGUCAGCACAUUCUUUGACAGGACCAACAUUGCUGGACUCAGCGGCAGCCUCAUCUACAUCAUCUGCUUCUUCCCCUAUAUCGUCAUCAUGUCCCUGGAGACUUCGUUUUCCUUCUCAGGAAAAAGUGCACUGAGUCUCUUUGCACCCACCUGCUUCAGUUAUGCCAGCCAAUACAUUACUCGGUAUGAGACCCAGGGAGAAGGGAUCCAGUGGAGUAACUCAUACAUCUCCCCCAUGGAUGACGACACCUCGUCCUUUGGCUGGUUCUGCUGGUUGCUCCUAAUAGAUUCUGUGCUCUACUUCCUUAUAGGCAUAUACAUCCGUUUUGUCUUCCCAGGGAAAUAUGGCAUUGCAGUUCCUUGGUACUUUCCAGUAAUGCCCUCCUUUUGGAUGGACCUAUUUGGAUGUAGUUCAGGGAGAAAAAGAGGUGGACGUGGGUUGCUUUUUGCAAACAUUGCACAAAAUAACCAAGCGGUCUUUCCGGAAGAAAAAUACAAAGGAGAAAGUGGGUUCACAUCCCAGACAGAGGAAGAGUUCUUAGGUCUCCCAGUUGGAGUGAGUCUUCAUGGCCUGACAAAGAUGUAUGGAGACCGAGCUGCUAUCCAGAACCUUAAUGUACGCUUCUAUGAAGGACAUGUCACCACUUUACUUGGCCACAAUGGGGCUGGGAAGACCACAACCAUGUCCCUCCUCACUGGUCUCUUUGGCCCCUCUUCUGGCUCGAUCGAGGUGUAUGGCAAAGAUAUGCAGGGAAGCAUCAAUGAAGUCCGUAAAGAGCUGGGUGUUUGUAUGCAAUAUGACGUCCUCUUUGACCACUUGAGUACCAAGGAGCACCUGUUAUUGUAUGGGCAAAUUAAAGGCCCACAUUGGACACGUCAGGAACUUAAAGAGCAAGUGCGCAAAAUCUUGCAGGAGACUGGGCUGUACAAUCAUCGGCACAAGCGGGUAGGCAGCCUUUCCGGGGGCAUGAAGCGGAAGCUGUCCAUCUCCAUCGCAUUCAUUGGUGGUUCUCGUCUGGUUGUCCUGGACGAGCCAACCACUGGAGUGGACCCCUGCUCCAGACGGAACAUCUGGGACAUCAUCAUCCACCAAAAGAAAGAACGCACCAUCAUCCUGUCUACACACCACCUCGAUGAGGCAGAGGUCCUUAGUGAUCGCAUUGCCUUCCUGGAGCGUGGAGGUCUUAAGUGCUGUGGUUCACCCUUCUACCUCAAAGACAAGCUUGCACAGGGAUAUAAUCUCACCCUCACCAAGAAGGUGCAGGCUAACUCAAAGGAAAAGUUUGACAAUGAGAGAGUGAAAGCCUUUGUCCGGUCUUAUAUCCCAGAGGCCCGUCUAAAGGAGGGAGAAGUUGGCGAUAUGGUGUUUAUGCUCCCUCCUUUCAGUUCCCAAAAUGCGUUGGCCUACCGUACUUUACUUUCCAACCUGGACAGUAACCUGGAUGCAUUGCAGCUUGGAUGCUAUGGUAUUUCUGACACAACUCUAGAAGAGGUUUUCCUCCAGCUGACCAAAGACAACACUCAGGAUGAUGAAGGCAGUUUACAUUCUGCAUCUGAAUCAGUGCUGGACUUGUCUACUAUUAAAGACAGCAUGCCUGAAGAGCUCUCAGUUAACAGCUAUAACUUAGACGACAGACAAACUCUGACUGGCUCCCCAAUAGUCCGAGGUGUUGCCCUAAUUGUCCAGCGGGUGGCAGCAAUGCUGCUGAAACGAGUGCACCACUCACGGCGGGACUGGAAGGGCUUGUUUGCUCAGGUUUUGCUGCCUGUGGUGUUUGUCAUUGCGGCCAUGGGCUUGGGCUCCAUCAAGAGCAACCUGCAGUACUUCCCUGAGUUAGAGCUCUCACCUGCCCUCUAUAGUUCAAGCCAGCAGCAGUACAGUUUCUUCAGCAAUAAGAAUCCUAACUCAAGUUACCUUGUAGACACAAUGUUGUCCUUCCCUGGAAUUGAUAACAGAUGCUUAUCCAAUCCUGCUGACCCGUCAUGUUUAAAAACCAAUACAUAUUGGACUAAUUCCUGGACUACAAGUGGAAAUACAUCAAAUGCUUUGCAGUCAUGCCAAUGUUCCACAACAGGACAGGUCUGUUCCUUCGCCUACUACGCACCCUGUAAAACAGUCCCUUCGUCACAGAUUAUUUACAACUUAACAGGAAUUGACACGGAGAAGUACUUGCUGACUACCACUAACAAAUACGUUCGGGACAGGUAUGGUGGGUGGGACUUCGGCCAGCCACUUCCCACUGGUCUUAAACUGGACAUCAAUAAUGUGCCUCAAAACAGAACUCUGACAAAGGUGUGGUACAAUCCCGAGGGUUACCACACUAUGCCAGCUUACCUCAACAGCCUCAACAACUUCAUUCUCAGGUCCAAUCUCCCAUCAUAUAAGAACCCAGAGCAAUAUGAAAUAUCUGUGUCCAGCUAUCCUUACCCCGGCCAGGUUCUAAAUGAAGAUGUGAUGGUACGGAGUCUGGUCAGCAUCCUGGUGGUCCUUUGUAUUCUUACAGGUUACUCUAUCAUGACAGCAAGCUUUGCCAUCUAUGAGGUCCAAGAACACCAAACUGGAUCCAAGAGGCUACAACACAUCUCUGGCAUUGGAGAGCCCAUGUACUGGACUAUCAAUUUCUUGUAUGAUAUGGCUCUUUACCUGAUCCCUGUGGUACUGUCCAUUGCCAUGGUUGCUGCCUUCCAGCUUCCUGCAUUCACUGCUGGACAGAACCUGGCUGCUGUCACACUGUUACUGCUUCUCUUUGGCUUUGCGACUUUCCCUUGGAUGUAUCUGCUGUCAGGGAUAUUGAAAGAUGCAGAAAUGGCUCUCAUCACUUACAUUUGCAUCAACCUCUUUAUCAGCAUCAAUACCAUCAUUUCCUCCUCUGUAGUAUAUUUCCUGUGGAGUAUGAACAACCAAGCCGAUCCGAGUGUCUAUGCAGUGUAUCAGAUCCUCAGCUACGUCUUCCUCAUCUUCCCCCAAUUCAGCUUUGGUAAUGGGCUUAUGGAUCUGGCACGGAUGGAUAUGCAGGUGCAAAUCCUGAGUGCCUUUGGUGUGGACGCCUACCAAAGCCCCUUACGCAUGGAUAAACUUGGCUGGAACUUCAUCUCCCUAUUCCUGCAAGGCAGUAUUUUCUUUACCCUUCGCUUGCUGCUCAAUACUUCUUUCUUACGUCAUAUUAGAGGACUCAUAUCUACUAAGAAGUCUGUGCCAGACACUAGCUUGAAUGAGGAUGAUGAUGUCGUGGCUGAGUCUGAACGUGUAACCAGUGGAGCAGCAAGUAAUGACUUGCUGCAGAUAAACCACCUGAGCAAGGUCUACCAGCACAUGCGCAAGAAAGUGCAUGCAGUGAAGAGGCUCUCUGUGGGCAUUCCUGCUGGGGAGUGCUUUGGGCUACUGGGGGUGAAUGGAGCAGGGAAGACGACCACCUUUAAGAUGUUGACCGGUGACCUCAACCCAACAGAUGGGACGGCACAGAUCCGUAACUGGGAUGGGAGUAUGGUGGACAUGAUAGACUGCUACAGAAGAGGAAUCCAAAUCGGCUACUGUCCUCAAGUAGAUGCACUGGAUGACCUACUGACAGCUGAGGAGCAUUUGUACUUCUAUGCCUGCAUCCGUGGCAUCGCCAGGAGGGAGAUGGACCAAGAGGUGAACCACCUACUGAGAAGGCUGGAGCUUAACUACCACAAGAAAAAGACCAGUGGCAGCUACAGCUGCGGUACCCGUAGGAAGCUGUCCACCGCUAUAGCCCUCAUUGGUCACCCUCAGAUCCUGCUUCUGGAUGAACCCAGCUCAGGAAUGGAUCCUCGCUCCAAACGCCACCUCUGGAAGGUCAUCUCGGAGGAGGUGAAGGGCAAAUGUGCCGUGGUACUUACCUCACACAGUAUGGAGGAGUGUGAGGCUCUGUGCACACGACUGGCAAUAAUGGUUAAUGGACAAUUCAGAUGCCUGGGCUCCUUGCAGCACAUAAAACACAGAUUUGGCAGUGGAUUCACAGUUAAAAUGUACCUGGCACUGGCCUCCAACAAUGUGGAAUUCAUCACCAACUUCAUGCAGCUCCAUUUCCCCAGCACAUAUCUGAAGGAUCAGCACUCUGCCAUGGUGGAGUACCAUGUGCCAGUUGCCCCUGGAGGUGUGGCUUACAUUUUUGACCAGUUGGAGUCCAACAAGAUCGCCCUACAAAUCAAGCACUUCUCUGUCAGUCAGACCACUCUGGAUGAGGUCUUCAUAAAUUUUGCUCUGGGAAAGGUGGGCAUGGAAUCAAUUCCUAUCCACAGUGAAGGGUCAGAUGCUGACAGCCUGGACUCCACAGAAGAUCUCGAGAAUUAGAGAGGAAAUACCUGUUCACUUUUUUUGUACCUGUCCACUAAGUUAUCAUUACCUUCACACAUUACAGAACAAGGCAUCUAUGAAAUUCAUGAUUUCUUUAAAGCAAUCAUGUUAUUUAUGUUUUACAAAUCAUCUAUGGUGUUUUAUUGUAUUUUAAUUUAGACACAUUGGAAUUUUAUGUAAAAACAGCACUAUUGAUUUAAUGUCACAAUCCACACAUGGAAAUUAGUUGUCACUACAAUAAUGUAAGACUAAUGACUGAACACCUACAUAGUUGUAACCAGUUGCAAGGGGUAUUUUUAAAAUAUAAAUUGUUAAUUAUAUGAUGAAAAUAUUUGGAAAACAUACACUUUUCAUGAAUUUUGCAGUUACACUGUAAGCAUCUUGUUGAUAGUAUAAGCUCAUUAAAGAAAUUCAUUUAAAGAACUCUAAUGAGAAAUGUCACUGAAUAAUAUUAAUUCACUUGUUCAGAAUCAACCUAUCAACUGGCAGAUACAUUUCAAUCAUCCAUCCAUCCAUCCAUUUUCCAAACCGCUUAUCCUACUGGGUCGCGGGGGGUCCGGAGCCUAUCCCGGAGGCAAUGGGCACGAGGCAGGGAACAACCCAGGAUGGGGGGCCAGCCCAUCGCAGGGCACACACACACCAUUCACUCACACAUGCACACCUACGGGCAAUUUAGCAACUCCAAUUAGCCUCAGCAUGUUUUUUGACUGUGGGGGGAAACCGGAGUACCCGGAGGAAACCCCACGACGACAUGUGGAGAACAUGCAAACUCCGCACACAUGUGACCCAGGCGGAGACUCGAACCCGGGUCCCAGAGGCAACAGUGCCACUGCACCAGCAUGCCGCCCCACAUUUCAAUCACAACUCAUAAUUUCUAAGGACUCCAUUAGGUAGAUUUCAGACAGAUUCUUUAAAACACAUGGGACUCCAUAAAUGUAUCGGACUAAGGAUCACAAACAUCCAACAAUUAUAUAUCUUGGACAGAAAGUAUUCAAUAAUUAAAAUGUGAAGAAUAUGUACUUACAGUAUGAAGAGACUAAACAGCAAGCAAGUACUUAAACCAGUCAUACCAUAUAUCAGGAGAUCAAGCUAUAAAGUGUCAUGAGAUAGACCUCCAGAACCCAAAAACUACCUCUACCCUGGCUACCGAAAGACAGGGGACUGAAGAUUAUGACCACGGUCAACAAUAUUGCAACUGUCGACUCAAGCCUGCCAGACCAUGCCAGCCUUCUGCAAUUCCCACUUUCACUCCACCCUGUACUGUGAUAUUCUAAUAAAUGUUGCUUUCCUGGGGUGAGACUCCAAUCCCUUG